This is a messenger RNA of Mugil cephalus (flathead mullet), 1153 nucleotides long. Its product is annotated as odorant receptor 131-2-like. NCBI's taxonomy places the organism in Eukaryota, Metazoa, Chordata, Actinopteri, Mugiliformes, Mugilidae. The transcript is spliced from 3 exons. Gene Ontology annotation, biological process: G protein-coupled receptor signaling pathway. Bases 65 to 1153 code for a protein of 362 amino acids. The record is from RefSeq and is a predicted model, not a curated record. Gene Ontology annotation, cellular component: membrane. Gene Ontology annotation, molecular function: G protein-coupled receptor activity.
UUUCUAUUUUCAUUUUACUUUGGCAUUUUACCUCACAAAUUUGUAUGUUUUCUGAAACUGAAAUAUGGCAGGUAACAACUCAGUGGUUGUUUUCGCGCAGCGGCAGGUACACGACAGGGUUAUUAUUGUGCAGAUCCUGGUGUUGUUUUUUCUUUGCACCAACCUGUUGCUCAUUGUGAUCUUUUUUAAAAAGGAGUGCUUCUACACAACUGCACGCUACAUCUUAUUUGCUGUUACAUUGCUGUCGGAUAGCCUGUUGUUACUCGUGGCUGACAUCCUGCUGAUCUUUGUCUAUUUUCAAUAUUCAAUACAAGUAUGGUUAUGUAUUAUUAUAACAAUUCCUCUGAUUCUAUACAGUACAGUCACACCUGUCACUCUGACAGCAAUGACUCUGGAACGAUAUGUGGCUAUUUGUAUGCCGCUGCGUCAUGCAGAGCUGUGCUCCACACGCAGCACUAUGAACUGUAUUCUCAUCAUUCACUGCAUCAGCUUUGUGCCCUGCAUUAUUUCUCUCUCCUUGUUCUUUGCAUCUGCUUCUCGCAGCUUCUACAAACAACAAAUAGUAUGCUCCGUGGAGGUGUUUAUUCUUCACAUAGGGCAGGAACACGUCCGGUCAGCUAUCAGACAGUUUUACUUCUUGAUCAUGUGCAGCACCAUCAUUUUCUCCUAUAUUAAAAUAAUGAAAGUUGCCAAAGCUGCAUCAGGAGAGAAUAGAAAAUCAACACAGAAAGGGCUUAAAACAGUGGUUCUUCAUGGUUUCCAGCUGCUGCUCUGUCUCAUCCAGCUGUGGUGUCCAUUCAUAGAAUCUGCUGUACUUAAGAUUGAUUUCACAUUAUUUUUAAAUGUCAGAUACUUUAACUACAUUGUGUUUUAUAUUGCUCCAAGAUGUAUGAGUCCUCUAAUUUAUGGCCUCAGAGAUGAAACCUUUUUUCUAGCUUUGAAGAAUAAUCUGUGUAUACACCUGGGAUAUUCAUGCAAGGAUCUACUGCCAUACACCUCAUCGUGGUCCCACAUGGAAAUUGGCAUCUUGUGUUUCCAAGCCAAGCUGUACGGGAUCUUGGAGCAGCAGGCUGCCCCACAGACGUGGCAUGCAGUCCUACCGGUGUGUGGACAGACCCUGCUGCCCGUCACUCUCUGCCCCAGCUAUGAGUGA